AUGAAUAAAAUAAAUAAAAAGAAUAAAAAAAGUCACAUUCUUAAUACAAAUAGACAGUAUUUUGCAUAUAUCAAAAAUUAUAGCAAAACUUAUACUACUGAAUAUUUAAGAAAUGAUGAAGAUACACAUGAGGUUUUGGCAAAUAUUUGGACUUCGCUAAUGUAUGGACUGCAAAUAACUAAUUCACCAGAUUUUGCGGUGAAUAAAGAACCAGGAUUCUACCAAAAUCGUUACCUAAAUAAUAGAAAUUUAUUGUUUAACGCAUUUAAAGAAGAUCACUGUGUUUUCGAAUCUUUAAAACUAAAAACUUUAUUCAAAUAUGGUUUUAGCUUUUCAAAUUUCGAAAGUCCAAUACCUUUAAAUGAAGCCAUCAAAAUUCAAAACUAUGCAACUUAUAAAGAUCCAAAAAAAGAUGAGGGAUUAGUACAACUCUAUAGAUUCAUAGGUAUUACUGAACACUUUUUCUUUUUCAAAGGCAAGAAAUUUUACAAUCAAGCAUAUUUUACUGAUUUUUUAAUUGAUAAUGUUUUCUUUAAUGAAAAGCCAUUGUUCAGAUCAAUCGUACAAUAUUAUCAACUAUUCUAUCAAAGCCUAAAUUACAAAAGUUUAUUUUUAAAAAUUUUUAAUAGUAAAAAAUUGGAUUGGCUUUUAGAAGUUUCAGAUUUGGGUGAAUUGUCAUAUUUAUUGGAUUUGUUAUUUGGCUCAGCUUCAAUUGAAUCAAAGAUAGAUUUAAUCAAAUUGAUUCACACAUGUAACCCUGAAACAGAUAAUCAAAAAAAACUCAUUGGUUGUUUUUUUAUAAACAGUGGUUGGAAGGUCUUUAAUUUAUAUGAGUUUUAUAGAGACCCAUUACCACACGAUGACAAUUUAUAUCAAGAUAUUAAAGACAAACAAAAUGAAAAAAUUAAAUCUAGUUUUAAAAACAGUAAGAGUUUCGCAAAAAAAUAUCUCCUAUAUGGUGAAUACCAAUAUGAAGAUGAAGAGUAUAGCGAAGAUAGCAAUGAUAGCAAUGAUAGCGAAGAUAGCAAAGAUAACAAAGUUGAUGAAGAAGAGCAAGAAUAUGAAGAUAGUGAUGAUGAAUAUAAAAUUGUUUUAGGUUUAGGAUCUAAUGGUAUUGGAAAAGAUAGUGGCAUCAAAAAUGAUAAUGAUAAUAGUUGUAAUAAUAAUAAUAACAACAAUAAUAAUGAUAGUAGCAUAGAAAAUAAAGAAAUAGUUCAAAAUACAGAAAAUCUAUAUUUAAGUAAUUUAUUAUUAUUAAAAAUUUUCAAUCAUUUAAUAAAUACAAAAUAUAAACCAAAUAAAGAAUGCAAUGAAACUAAAGAUCAGUACUAUACAUCAAUUUCAAAAUCAAUUCAAAGUAUAGCCUUGUCGUCAAAAAAUUUAUAUAAUUUAAUAAAGAAAGAACUUUCCUAUAUAGAUUGGAAUAAACAUACAAUAAAUUUAAUCCGUAGUCAAUAUUCAUUUUCACCAACCAAUAGUAAAUGCUUAUUUAAAAAGUAUCCAGAAUUUCAAGACUAUGAAAGAUUAAUCAAAACUGUAGAUUAUAAAGACGAAAAGCUAAUUGAUGAAAUAUGUAGAUCAACUAAGGUUUUAUAUAUCGAUACUCUUUGUGAAAUUGUUAGUAAAACAGGUAAAGUUUUCAAUUUGGACUACGAUUUUAGUGGGAUAAGAGCAACCUAUUCUGCAUCGUUUUCAACAUAUUUCAAAUAUAAGGCAUUUCCAAAUGUAAAAAAGUUGGUUUUAAAGGGAAGGUCAAUUUCACGUCGUGAUUUCACUUUGACUGGUUACUUUAUGAAGUUUAUACAGUACUUUAUAGUAAACGGUGGUUCAAUGUUAGAAAGUGUUGAAUUAGAUGGGAAGGUGUCAUCCGAAUCUUCAUAUAUUUAUAGGUUGAUAUCUUUGCUUUUAAAACAUCACGGGGAUUCACUUAAAUCAUUCACAAUAAGAAUUAAACACAUGAAAAAAAACUGGGUUAGGGCCAUUAUAAGAAAAAUUACAACUUUAUAUCCAAAGAUUAACUUAGAAGUUUAUAGAAAUGGUAAUCUUGAAACAAAUAAAGCCCAAAAAGAAGAAACAAAUAAACCAAGUUACGAACUUUUAGAUAUGCUUGAUGAAAGUGAAGACUUAAGUAUAAUUAGUGAAGAUGGAGAAGAUAGUGCUUUUAUGGAUGAUGACGAAUAUGAUGACGAAUUCGAUGAGGAGGAAGAAUACGAUGAAGAAAAUGAAGAAGAUUUUUACCCAUAUGGAGAUUCUUACAAUGACGAUUUGUCGAACUAUGAAUCAGACAAUAACGCAAUCUAUCACCCGGCCUAUGACCCAGCCUAUGAGAAUAUCCAUGACUUUGCUGACUCUAUAAGAUCCCGAUUAAGAGAAUUUCUAGGAGAAGGAGAGGAGGAGGAUGAAGAGGAUGAGGACGAUUUUUACCCAAGAUCUUAUUAUAGAGGGCCCAGAAGCAAAAUCUCUACUCAACUUUUCAAAGAAUAUGAAGAAGAUGAAGAUGAAGAAUAUGAAGAUGAAGAUGAAGAUGAAGAAGAAUAUGUUGAAGAAGGUGAUGAAGAAGAUGAUGAUGAUGAAGAGGAUGAAGAUGAAGAAAUGGGGAAUUUUUUUAGAGAACUUGAGAUGGGUGGUCCUUGUAAAGGAUGUGGUCUUAUUCAUUGCGACAGUGAUGAAGAUGAUGAAGAUGAAGAUGAAGAAGAAGAUGGGGAAGAAUAUGAGGAAGAAGAUGAGGAUGAAUAUGAAGAAGAUGAAGAUGAAGAAGAAGAUGAAGAAGAUGAAGAAUAUGAAGAAUAUGGAGAGGACUAUGAAGCGGAAACCUCAUCAGAUGAUGGAAAAUAUUAUUUAAGAAUAACCAAAUUUAUAAAUUAA
Molecule: messenger RNA, 2865 nt
Organism: Dictyostelium purpureum
Lineage: Eukaryota; Evosea; Eumycetozoa; Dictyosteliales; Dictyosteliaceae
Exons: 3
Coding region: 1-2865 (954 amino acids)
Source: RefSeq, a predicted model, not a curated record